UUGCUCUAACGGGGUGUUUGACCUUCUAGUCGACUGCGUCCCCUGUACCCGGCGCCAGCUGUGUUCCUGACCCCAGAAUAAAUCAGGGCUGCACGGGGCCUGGCAGCGCUCCGCACACAUUUCCUGUGGCGGCCUAAGGGAAACUGUUGGCCGCUGGGCCCGCGGGGGGAUUCUUGGCAGUUGGGGGGUCAGUCGGGAGCGAGGGCGGACGGAAGGGAGGGGGAAUCGGGUUGGGGAAGCCAGCUGUAGAGGGCGGUGACCGCGCUCCAGAGACAGCUCCGCGUCCUCGAGCGGGACAGAUCCAAGUUGGUAGCAGCUCUGCGUGCGGGGCCUCAGAGGAUGAGGCCGGCGUUCGCCCUGUGCCUCCUCUGGCAGGCGCUCUGGCCUGGGCCGGGCGGCGGCGAACACCCCACUGCCGACCGUGCUGGUUGCUCGCCCUCAGGGGCCUGCUACAGCCUGCACCACGCUACCAUGAAGCGGCAGGCGGCCGAGGAGGCCUGCAUCCUGCGAGGUGGGGCGCUCAGCACCGUGCGUGCGGGCGCCGAGCUGCGCGCUGUGCUCGCGCUCCUGCGGGCAGGCUCAGGGCCCGGAGGGGGCUCCAAAGACCUACUGUUCUGGGUCGCACUGGAGCGCGGGCGUUCCCACUGCACCCUGGAGAACGAGCCUUUGCGGGGUUUCUCCUGGCUGUCCUCCGACGCCGGCGGGCUCGAAAGCGACACGCUGCAGUGGGUGGAGGAGCCCCAACGCUCCUGCACCGCGCGCAGAUGCGCGGUACUCCAGGCCACCGGUGGGGUCGAGCCCGCAGGCUGGAAGGAGAUGCGAUGCCACCUGCGCGCCAACGGCUACCUGUGCAAGUACCAGUUUGAGGUCUUGUGUCCUGCGCCGCGCCCCGGGGCCGCCUCUAACUUGAGCUAUCGCGCGCCCUUCCAGCUGCACAGCGCCGCUCUGGACUUCAGUCCACCUGGGACCAAGGUGAGUGCGUUCUGCCGGGGACAGGUCCCGAUCUCAAUUACUUGCAUCGCGGACGAAACCGGCGCUCGCUGGGACAAACUCUCGGGCGAAGUGUUGUGUCCCUGCCCCGGGAGGUACCUCCGUGCUGGCAAAUGCACAGAGCUCCCUAACUGCCUAGACGGCUUGGGAGGCUUUGCCUGCGAAUGUGCUACGGGCUUCGAGCUGGGGAAGGACGGCCGCUCUUGUGUGACCAGUGGGGAAGGACAGCCGACGCUUGGGGGGACCCGGGUGCCCACCAGGCGCCCGCCGGCCACUGCAACCAGCCCCGUGCCGCAGAGAACAUGGUCAAUCAGGGUCGACGAGAAGCUGGGAGGGAUACCACUUGUCCCUGAACAAGACAAUUCAGUAACAUCUAUUCCUGAGAUUCCUGGGUGGGGAUCACAGAGCACGAUGUCUACCCUUCAAAUGUCCCUUCAAGCCGAGUCAAAGGCCACCAUCACCCCAUCAGGGAGCGUGAUUUCCAAGUUUAAUUCUACGACUUCCUCUGCCACUCCUCCGGCUUUCGACUCCUCCUCUGCCGUGGUCUUCAUAUUUGUAAGCACAGCAGUAGUAGUGUUGGUGAUCUUGACCAUGACAGUACUGGGGCUUGUCAAGCUUUGCUGUCACGAGAGCCCCUCUUCCCAGCCAAGGAAGGAGUCUGUGGGCCCGCCGGGCCUGGAGAGUGAUCCUGAGCCCACUGCUUUGGGCUCCAGUUCUGCACAUUGCACAAACAAUGGGGUGAAAGUCGGGGACUGUGAUCUGCGGGACAGAGCAGAGGGUGCCUUGCUGGCGGAGUCCUCCCUUCGCUCUGGUGAUGCAUAGGGAAACAGGGGACAUGGGCACUCCUGUGAACAGUUUUUCACUUUUGAUGAAACAGGGAACCAAGAGGAACUACUUGUGUAACUGGCAAUUUCUGCAGAAAUCCCCCUUCCUCUAAAUUCCCUCUACUCCACUGAGGAGCUAAAUCAGAACUGCACACUCCUUCCCUGAAGAUAGAGGAAGUGGAAGUGCCUUUAGGAUGGUGAUAUUGGCGGACCGGGUAGUGCUGGGGAGAGAUAUUUUCUUAUGUUUAUUCUGGAGAAUCUGGAGAAGUGAUUGAACUUUUCAAGACAUUGGAAACAAAUAGAACACAAUAUAAUUUACAUUAAAAAAUAAUUUCUACCAAAAUGGAAAAGAAAUCUUCUAUGUUGUUUAGGCUAGGGGUAUAUUGGUUCGAAAUCCCAGGCAAAAAAAUAAAAAUAAAAAUUAAAGAAUUGUUGAUAA
Messenger RNA from Nomascus leucogenys (northern white-cheeked gibbon), 2253 nucleotides. RefSeq names its product C-type lectin domain containing 14A (gene CLEC14A). Gene Ontology annotation, biological process: cell migration. Gene Ontology annotation, cellular component: external side of plasma membrane; extracellular matrix. The record is from RefSeq and is a predicted model, not a curated record. Gene Ontology annotation, molecular function: extracellular matrix binding; extracellular matrix protein binding. Lineage: Eukaryota; Metazoa; Chordata; Mammalia; Primates; Hylobatidae.